UGUGAAAUAGAUUCGGAUUGUAACAACAUAAUGUUUGCAAUGUGUUCGUUAAAAAAACGUUGUGUUUGUGAAGAUAAAUACAAACAAUUAAACGAGACAACCUGCACACCUAUUUUAGGGGGGUUAUGUUCGAAAAAUGAACAAUGUAAUGUUGUAAAUUCUGUUUGCAUGAAUAAUCAGUGUCGAUGUAAUUUUUUAUUUGUGGAACUAUCUCCUGAAAAAUGUAUUCCUUUGGAAUUGGGAUUGCCUUGUCGUGAUCAUGGAGACUGUAAAUUGAUAGAUAAUUCAGAAUGUUCAAAGAGUAAGAAAUGUGUUUGUAAAGUAGAUCACUUUCCAAAGACUCAAAGACAAUGUAAUAAAUCGCUGAAAGUAUUGGGAAGUCCUUGUGACACUGACACAGAUUGCAAUGACAUAAAAUAUGCAAAAUGUUCAGAUUUAUAUAGAUGUGAUUGUCAAUCCAAUUAUAUAAAAUUCAAUACCACAACUUGCAUACAAAAACAUGAUCUUAUAAGCAAAAGUUGUUCUGCGGACUGCGAAUGUAAGGAAAUAAAAAAUUCACAUUGCUCAGAAAACAAUAAAUGCAUUUGUGGACCAAAUAAUUUUGCAAUUAACAGUUUAGAAUGUAAAUCACUAUUUAAUGGCACCUGUUCAGACGAUACUGAUUGUGUUACCAUUAAUUCUGUUUGCAUUGAAAAUCGUUGUCAAUGCAAAGUUUAUUAUGCUCCUGAGUCAAAUGAAAAAUGUCUGCCAAUAUUAUUAGGGAGUCCGUGCCGAAAUUAUUUCGAUUGCCAGGCAUUAACUAAUGCAGUAUGUUCGAAAAACAAAAUAUGUGUUUGUGCUGAAGAUAGUUAUGCAAUAAGUAACUCGACAUGUUUGCCAGUGAUCGGGAGUUACUGUAAUUUUGAUAUCAACUGUCUCUCAGAUUUGAUUAAUUGUGUUAAUAAUAGAUGUCAAUGCAAAAAUGGUUAUGUAUCUAUCUCUGAAUCGCAGUGUGUAAAAAGGGAAUCAGCAUAUCAGUGUCAAAACACUUUGGAAUGUGGUGAACCAUGGCAUAGUGUAUGUUCGGAAGAGAAAGUUUGUAGUUGUAAAGCAAACAACUAUGCAGCAAAUAAAUCAACUUGUUCACCACAAAUAACCGGAUAUUGUUUCUUAGAUCAUCAGUGUAUGGUAAAAGAUUCAGUUUGUGAUUAUUUCAGAUGCAAAUGCAAGCCCAACUUUCGAGCUAUAGCCAAUAAUUUAUGUUUGCCUGUUUAAUUUUACACAAACAAAAAGGAUUUCUUGGUGCAAAACAUUUUUUACUUUAUAAAUUAAAAUAAAAAUUUUCUUGAGGCAAGAAAAAAUUUUUAAGGCGAGAAAAAAAUAUUUUAAAUGUAAAAUUCCCAACUGAAGAAAAUUCAAAUCUAUCUUUUCAAUUUUGUCAUAAAUUGUUACGAAA
This is a messenger RNA of Microplitis mediator, 1435 nucleotides long. RefSeq names its product prion-like-(Q/N-rich) domain-bearing protein 25. The transcript has 7 exons. NCBI's taxonomy places the organism in Eukaryota, Metazoa, Arthropoda, Insecta, Hymenoptera, Braconidae. The record is from RefSeq and is a predicted model, not a curated record. Bases 31 to 1254 code for a protein of 407 amino acids.